This is a messenger RNA of Chelmon rostratus (copperband butterflyfish), 5928 nucleotides long. RefSeq lists its product as uncharacterized. Bases 1 to 3390 code for a protein of 1129 amino acids. NCBI's taxonomy places the organism in Eukaryota, Metazoa, Chordata, Actinopteri, Chaetodontiformes, Chaetodontidae. The transcript has 24 exons. The record is from RefSeq and is a predicted model, not a curated record. Gene Ontology annotation, cellular component: myosin complex.
AUGGGUGUAGACCCGGACACACCCACAAGGCAAACUCGUGUCAGCCCCAGACUGCAGCCCGUCAGUCUCCGCAGAGCACCGCCGAGGGAGCGUUGGCAGUGUCCAGAGUUCCAGAGAAACAGAGAGGGGUUCCCUGCUUCGCUGGAAAAACUACGGCAGCUGAUAGAAGCCAAAGUUCAUAUCCUACAAUCCCCCAUCACUGAGGAACAGCAGGCUCUGGUGUGUGAGGAGACCGCAGGGAGAGGAGGACUGUGGAGGUUUGCUGUUUUGAGUGAGGAGCUGACCUUUCACCUCCAGCAGCUGCAGAGACAGACAGAGCAGGAGCUCAGCAACAUACACACACAACUCUUGCAGAUUGAAGGCCGCCAGCAGCUGCUGACCACUGAGCUUUGUAAUCUUCAGGAGAAGAAGAAUCUAACUGAACAAGCGCUCAGGAGAAACUCCAGCCUUCAGGCGUCCACUUUUCAGCUGUGUGCUUGUCGUGAGCUUCAGGCCUCCAUCACCGAGCGAUUGCUCCAAUCAGAGAGGCUGGUCUUCCAAGAGGAGGCACUGAGCGAGCUCCAUAACCUGCUGACCCAAGACCUGCAGAGGUACCAGGAAGAGACGCAGAGGCUGACCGCUUUCACACAGAAAAUACUCAGACAGUCCCACAGGUCAGACAGAGAAGAAACGUUCACCAGCAGACAGAGUGACAGCAUGCAGGGAAAGAACGAGACCGAGCAAGAAAACAACAUGCACUCGCCUGAGUCCACUUCUUCCAAAUCACCACUUAGUUUUUGCAAGACCACCAACGUGGAAGAGGCAGAGCCCUGGAGGGCCGGUCAUAAAAAAGCAUCUACAGGCCUGUCCCGCAGUUCAAACCUGUAUCGAGCCAGCAGCAUCAAAGACCUGAUCAGUAAAUUCUCUGGUACGGAUCGCGUCUCUUCUUCUGGAUCCACACAGAGCCCCUCUUCUGGCAUAGGGCUAGUCCCAAAGUCUAAAUCCGUAGAAGCUCUCGAGUCUCCAAAGUCCAAGUCCAGUCCGUUCACGACGAGCAGCAUCGGACCAGGAGAGAGUUCAGUUCCCAGCAUCACUGUGACUCCCCCAUCCAGGGGCAGCACUCAAAACGGGGAUCAGUCGGCUCAGAGAGACACCAGAACUAGUCAGAUCACUGCAAGAAUCGAUUGUCCAGUAGGAGGCGGCACUGAGAAGACUGAUUUAAAACCUGGGAACAAAACAGAGACCACAGACUCUGGUAGAGACUCAGUGGCUGACUCCGGCAUGGGAUCGCAGCCAGACAGCCCGUCCGAGGAGGAGCCCUCCACACCCCGGGCCGUGUCGACCAGCCACAACCCGAAGUAUCAGCUGUUCCUUAACAACGACUUGGUGACCAACGGGGUGAGCGGCAAGGACGCAGACAAUCCGGGAAGCGGCGGGUCGUUGGGGGAGAACGGUCCCAGACUGUCCCGAUGGGAGACCACCCGGCCGGGGCUGAACCACUACCGAGGGUCCCUGGAGUCCCUGGCCUCGCGGGACUGGGACACUGCGUCUGACAGGUUGGGUGUGGUUGACAGCCCUCCCAGGGUGUUCAACAGUCCGUACGCCACGGCCACCUCCAUGGAUUACAACCCCAUGUACCGAGUGUCUGAGUUCAAGGGUGGACUGUCUCCUGCCACCUCAGAGAUGAACCUGUACAGCUUCAACAGUCGCAGCACCAGUCCAGUGGGCCUGCCCACACCCACCCUCACCUCUCCCCGCCCCCGAUUCUCCGCCUACGACAGUCUGGUGAAGAGAAGGACCGAGAUCAACAACACUGUGGUGCCGACCCACUACAGCAUGCGCUCUGCCACUCUUGGGUCCCCCAAUAGAAAAGACUACAUAGAGGAGUUGACCAAACAGCUGGACACCUGCCAGAAGCGUAACCAGUUCCUGGAGGCAGAGAGUGUGGAGAUGGAGAAGGAGAGGAACCAGAUCAGGUUUGAGAUGCGUGGCCUGCUGGUGAACAACGAGGACCUGCUGAGGACCAACACUCAGCUGAACAAUGAGAUGAAGAGGAUGAGAGAGCAGAUGCUAGAGUUGGAGAGAGAGAAGCAAUCCAUGGGCGAAAAAUACCGAGAGAUGGAGAUUGAGGUAAAGGAGGCCCGGGAGGUGAUGGUGGAGGCCAACACUCAGGAGUACGCCUUCAAUUUUCUCCAGCAGUCUCUCAAAAACAGGAUCCAGGACGCUGAGGAGAACCUGGAGAAGCAGACGCAGCGCGCUCAGGGUCUGUCUGAGAAGUUGUGGCUGGCGGAGAGACAGCUGGAGGAGCUGGAGGUCGACAAAGACACCAGAGACAAGAGGACAUCCGAACUCAACAGCACCAUCCUCAGGCUGGAGACAGAGCUGGGAGAGGCCCUGCAGGCGUCCACACAGUCUGCAGCAGAGCUGAACCUGCAGCAGAAGCUGCGUGAGGACAGCGAGCUGAGGGUGGAGGAGAUGGAGGAGUCUCUGCUGGAGAAGGAGCAGGAGUUGGAGAGACUGCAGACCCUCGUCAACAGACUGCAGGGAGAGGUCUCUGGUAAGCUGAUUGAUAAGGAGCGGACACUGGAGGAGGAGAUCCAGCUGAGAGAGAGGAUACAGCUGCAGUGUAAGCAAGCGGAGAGGAUGGUGGACGACCUCCAGAUGGAGCUGCAGAGCACCAACCAGACCAGAGAUGACCUGGUCAAACAAGUCAAACAGGCUCAGGAGAAGAUGAUCGACCUGGAGAGCGACCUGGAGGAGCUGCACGACAGUGAGCAGAGAUGGGCCGCCAAACACAAGAGAGCUAUCGAACAGACUGAGCAGCUGCAGCUGAAGCUGAUUCAGGAGAAAGAUCUGAACGACCUGCUGGAAACUGACAAGGCUGCCAUGGAGAGACAGCUGCGUGAGCUGCGUCUGGAGGUGGAGGAGCUUCAGAGCUCCAGAGUUCAGGAGGACGUCAUCUCCAGGGCGGAGAGCAAAGUCAAAGAGCUGGAGAACACCCUGAGGGCCGAGGAGAGGAACAAAUCUGUUCUGACAAACACCAUCAACAAACUGGAGAGGAGGAUCAACGAGCUGAGCGACCAGAUGGAAGAGGAACACAGGAUAGCUACUGAACAGAAAGACCUGAUGACCCAGAGGAUGCGCUCGCUGAAGCGCCAGCUGAACGAGGCGGAGGAGGAGGCGAGCAGGAAGGAGGCGCAGUAUCGCCACACCCAGAGAGAGCUGGCCGAGGAGAGGGAGACCAGCGGCCGGCUGCAGAGGCAGCUGCUCGACCAACACCUGCAGACAAAACGUAAGGACACUCUGACGAUUCGCCAGACUCUGGACAGCCUGAAGCUGGACCUGAGCGUUGACGACGAAGACGAGGAUCAGCUGCCGCAGCAGGAGGAGACGACCAUCACCAAAGUGUGAACCGUCCCGCUCCUCAUUCCGUCAUCACAAAACGUAGAGCAGGCUACACCUUUCACUGACGGUGCAGUCAGGGUGUGGCAACAUGGGACGUUUCUUUAAUCCUGCCAGCACCACUCGAUUACAGGAGGCAUCUGCGGGUUGCUCAAGACAAAGUCCAUUCUUCCAAAAACCAAAAAAACAACAGCGACCAAACCAAUCAGUCCUCCAGGAUAUUUUCCUCUAUCACUGUUGGCUCCAUCUUUGUUAUUUCCUAACCAUCUCCUGGAAAUGUCCUGGAAGGAACUGUGUAAUCUGGUGCUAAUUAUAGAAAAAACAGAGACAAAAGCAUGAAUUGUCUUUGAAUUUGAAUAUUUGUCUUCCAUUUAAACACAACUGUUUAACAUGUGUGCAUGUGGUUCAGCUGACCUCCCAUAUACACGACUAAAACAGCUCUAGAGGUUAAAGCGGAUGUUGGAAUGAAUUGGACGUGUUGCAGGUGACUCUGUGCGGAUGGUAUUUUCUCUAUAAUUAGCAUCAAGUUACAAAGUUCUUUCCAGGGAAUUUCUCAAGAAACGCUUGGGAAAUUACCUACAUUACAUGAUUAUCUUUCUCUCUCGGUGACCAGAAGGAAUUAAAACAGUAAUCCAUGUACAUAAAAGAAUCACAAAGAAGCUCCUGGUGGACUCGCUGUCAGUGUGACGGAGCCGGACACAUUCACACACCUCUCAGCAAAGUCAGAUGCCUCUUUUGACAUGAACGUUGUCUUUUCUCCUUCUUUUCCAUAGAAUGUUAAAUAGAAUCAUGUUCCGCUUGUUUGCCAAAAAUAAUGACUGUACAGGAGCUUGGUGCAGAGAGCGGGGAAAACCUACUGCUGAUAAUGACGGCGUGAUGAGGGUUUGAUAAAGGUGCCUUGUAGGUCUGAAUCUGGUCUUGAAGUUGCUGGAACAGACAGCUGGAGUCUGUUCAAAUGAGCUUUGAACAGCUAGAAGCACAGUUUUGAGUGCGAAUUUCAUCAUCAUGCACAAAAGCUCUGUGGCCUUCAAGUCUGAGCAGACGCUUUAAACUCUGUUAGACUUCAGUUUGAUGACACUUGGAGCGGGACUGAUUUUAAUCACGUCUGUCGAGGUUUAGAAAACAAAGUGCAGCCUGGAGGGCUCAGUGGUUCCCUGUAAAUCUGACAAACCUCUCUGACUUUACAGCGUUUGUUUUUAUUUAGUGGAGCUUUACUGACAGGUCUGUCGUGAGGGGUUUUCCAUUUUCCAUAUUCAUCACACAUUCAUCUGCAGUAUUCGAACAUAUUCUACACUGAUUGCUGACAUAUUCCAGGGUAAUGACACUCAUCAUGGUGUAACUGUGGGGGAGGGCUCUUUGGAUGUGAUUGUAGCUGUUUUUGAUUCACACACACAAACAAUUGCCGGAUUAUUUAUAUGCUGAACACUUUUUUGUUAAUGUUGUUGCUAUGAUUUGAAGAUUAUUGAAUUUUCUGUAUUGGUAAGUGCGCACAGGGCAGAAAGAUAUUUUAGAGAAUGAAAUUUCGUAUGAUUUUAGCGAUCAGUUUUUAGGGGGCUUGCUGCUGUAUUGAUGGAACUGUGCCUCCCACAUUCAGUAGAGAUUGAGAGUGAAUGGGUAAGAUCUGCUAAGAAGACAGAAUAUCUCAGUACACACUUGGCUUUAAUCUGCAUCUUUGUUAAUUAUAUUUUAUCCGAAUUCACUCACUCCGGACAAAAAAAAACAAACAAAAAAUAUAUUUUAAAUGCUUAAAAGUGUAAUAGCUGAGACGUUUUAGUUCUCAGAAGUGAAAUAAAUGUCUAAAUACAGUUUGGAUCCAAGAUGUGUGGAACUGGAAAAGUGUGGAAGAGGCAGGAAAAGAAAACCAGAUAACUGUGUUAGUAGCACAGUUUAUAUGCUAUGUGGUUCAUCUGUUUAACGCUUUAAUUUUGCAGGAAAGAGCUUUUUUUUUUUUUUUCCAGAAGGAAACAAAGUGCUCAGACAGACAAACAGGGCUGGGUUGGUAAAUUCAAAUCAUCAGUAGAAAAUUCACUGCUUUCAUUCUCAAGUAUUGACUGUGGCUGAAAGGUUCAUCAGUGCUUUAUUUUGAAAGGACACUCACUUCCUCUUUGUGAUUGAGUCGAGCCAAACUGAACCCAGCCAUGUUAUAACAGAACUGUAUGCUCCCUGCUUGAAGGAUGUCUGUCAUUAACACAUAACCUAAAGCUAAUAUUCAGAUACACUUUGGAUUUGGAUAUGUUUACAUUUGUUGGUGGAUUUCGCUUUUUUUUUCUUUUUUUUGGAAACAGGAGCAUAAAUCACAGGUUCUGUUUGAUAUUUUCAGCUGUUGGGAAUGUAGUCGCUCCGCAGUGUUUUUUCUCCUAACAAAAGAAAGCGAUAGUGUCUACAGAUAUGUAAAAAGAAAUAGAAAACACUGACUUAUUUUUGUAAUUACACUCCACAUUCUGCUGGUUCUGUUGUUCUCGGGUAUUUAUUUUUGUUUUUCACAUUCUCUGUUUUGGUGAGAAGUUUCUUAGUACAAAAUACAAAUAAAAUCUUCACCACUGUGAA